GCAGCGGACAGUGGUGGUUGAGAAGUGAGGUGGCGACGACUUACUGGCGCUCGGAGCCUGUAGCUACCCUGUAACUACGGCUAUAAUUAGUGUUAGUUGGAAUCUGGAACACUUCCUCGCCUGUGUAUCGUUCUGUGUUUCGUUUAAUAAAUGACACAAAGGUAUAUUGUAGCAGUGAGUUUUUUCUGGGCAGUCUAAGGCCUUGAUCUAGCCUGAACCAGGAGCAAUACAUAGCACUCCUCUCAGACUCACUGUAGCAGUAUUGCUUGGCCCGGCGUAGACCAGCAAUGGACAGUUUAUUGGGAUUUAUAGUGCCUCUAGACAAGCCUGAACCUUCUGUGUGUCGAAGGAAGUUCUCUUGCCAUACGUCUCACCGCCUCGUCCUGAACAUGAUGCAUACAUGAACCUGAGUCUUGAAGGACAAUGGAUCUUCCUCCUCAGUUGUUCCUGGAAUUCAUGUUCAUGGUGCUACACUUCCUAAGAUGGCAACUAAGUGCAGUAAAGUUAAACGGAUUCGAGUGAUAUUAAGUACAUACUGGUUGACAAGUGCACUCAGGCAGUGGGCACUGAGGAAGACCAGUCUCUGCGUUAAAUAUUUAUAUAUAGUGUCUAGCGUUGGUUGCGGUGACGUCUUCCGAUAAUAGCAUGAUAGGAAACAUUAUCUUGGGAUUCUUGCAGCAUCGAAGAUGGACGUAGUGUUAAUUUUUUAUUUUACCAACACCACAAUUGUGCCUAUGAGAACAGUUUAUGAUUUCAUGUCCAAGAAAAGAUCUGAACGAUGUUUUGGGAUUACAGCAGAUCAUAAUUUAAAUAUUUAUUCAACCAACUGAAGAAAUUCUAAUUCAACUCGCAUGGCCCUCAAAGGCACGACAAACGAAGGUUACAAACCUGACGCAUGUCACUCCAGAGUCCAGUCUGGCGACGAGUAUGCUUGGUACGACGCCGAGGCCGGACCUUGGGAUACUGCAAAUAGCGCGGGAAUCUUCGCGGGAGGAGGAUGGCGCCAGACGCUCGGCGCAACGUCGAGGCAGGACCCUGAGACUCUGUACAUGACGACCAUCUCGUCCUUCAGGGACGUCGCCGCUCAGACGGAUGAAGUCCCUCGUACCCUCAGUUCCUGGAAAAUCCUGAAGACGGAGACCUCCAGUGACAUGAGUACUUCGGUGUCCUCGGCUAUAUCAGACUACAUCAUCAUUGAGACUCGCUCCACGGGGUUCGACGCCUCGACGCAAACUCGAGACGCGCACUUAUUCCGGUACACCGAUGCCCAGGUGUCUGAUAUGGUGAUGGCGUGGAGGAUGCUGACCAUCUUCAUGCCCUGUACGUGGUACUUGAUCAUGUACGUGGUCGACCAGUUGACCACGGUGAUAGUGGCUGUGGAUUUCUGCUCUACGGGCCAGAAUUGGUGGUGUGGUCUGACGGUGUCAUUCCUCAUCCUUCCUAGCUUGAUUAUCAAUGCUUACGCCUACGAGCAACUGACCCGGCCAGACAUCGCCAGCGUGGCUCCUCUCAACAAAUGGCUAGCCAGGGUACUGUUCCUGGGCCAAGUCGCUCCCCACUACCUAAUCAGCCGGAAAGUGACUUGGUGUUUCCGUGCCUGGCGAGCCCAGAGCUGGCAGCAGAGGAAGCAGCUUCAUCGACAUCGGAAUCAACAGCAGCAGCAACAACAGCAGCAGCAGCAGCAACAACAGCAGCAGCAGCAACAGCAGCUUCAUGAUAAUGUACUGCAGCAGCAACAUCAGCAGCUUCAUCAAAAUGAACAACAGCAGCAACAACAACAGCAGCAGCAGGAACAGCAGCAGCAGCAGCAGCAGCAACAGCAGCAGCAGGAACAACAGCGGCCCUUAACGUUACGAAAGUCUCCCAAAGUGUUGUGGGAGCAAGCGAUGGCCGACACCGAACCAGCAACAGUGAAAUGGUUCCACUCCUUGCUGGAGUCGGUGCCUCAGCUCGGCAUUCAGUCCUACAUAAUGAUGGCAACACUGCAAUCGAGCACGCUAGGUUCGUGGCAAGCUGCCUUAGCAGCCAGUGUGGUGCUCAGUCUGACGUCUGCUUCAUCUGGUCUGGCGUCUGUGCUGAGCGACAGGGCGUGGGAACGCGUGGCAGCAUCCAUGGCUAUCUUCCUCACGCUGGGUUCCCGGGUGCUGGUGUGUGGCGGAGUGGGCACCAUCCACCCGGCCCUCUGGUUCGCCCCGGUAGCCUCCGCCACGCUGCUGGGCUUCGUCACCAAGAUCUCGGAGUCCAAGGAGGUCACCCUCGCCGCCAUCGUCACCAAGAUGCACAAAUACGCCUUCGAGGCCUUCGUGAUGGCGGCGGUGUGUCCGCCCUUCAACGCCGUGGGGCUGUUCGCCUCGGCUCCCUACGUGCUGGCUGGGCUCUGCUUCCUCCUCCUGGAGCCCGGAGAGUUUGUCAACAUUACUGUGUUCAUAUUUUCUAUCCUCGGCCAGAGUAUCUGGCUCGUUGUUGGCUUUUUCGUUACCAAUUGAUAUUUUGCUCUCAUCCGUUUUUAUGGCUUUAAAGCUAAAUCAAUGUUUUUUUUUGUAUUCCUGUUUGCUAUAUAUAAAUAAAACGUGUUCUUGUUAGCAAUUUAACCGUCUCGAACUCUUCGUAAAUACUAUUAAACUAUUUUUCAGCUAAAAAUUGGUUUUUAU
Messenger RNA from Procambarus clarkii (red swamp crayfish), 2651 nucleotides. Lineage: Eukaryota; Metazoa; Arthropoda; Malacostraca; Decapoda; Cambaridae. The record is from RefSeq and is a predicted model, not a curated record.